Messenger RNA from Anastrepha ludens (Mexican fruit fly), 2863 nucleotides. RefSeq names its product protein anachronism. The transcript is spliced from 6 exons. The coding region runs from base 362 to 1873 and encodes 503 amino acids. The record is from RefSeq and is a predicted model, not a curated record. Lineage: Eukaryota; Metazoa; Arthropoda; Insecta; Diptera; Tephritidae.
CGCUCAAAUCACUUCAUACUUGGUGUUCUUAGAGUGAAGACAUCCGAAUUCGGAAGGAAAACACAUAAACAAUUCCGCAAAUACAAAGUCAAUUUCUUCUUUGCGCGCAGCCACAGUGUUUGUACUCAAGUGAAUAAAAAAUUAUGUGAGAAAUAAACAAUCAAAUUAGUGGCACAAACACUUGAAAACAUUAUCGAAAUUCAAUUAAACAAACAAAACCCAAUCGAACUGUGAUUUUGAAUAAUUUUGCAUGGUACGCGCAGAACGUCGGUGUUUUUAAGUGCAUACAUGAAACUAUUUUUUUUAUUAAAAAAAAAGAAAAUAAUAAUAAAUUAAAAUAAAGUAAAAGACAAGCAAGGCCAUGUUGUUCUUGGUUUAUAUGUUAAAAAACCGAAAAUUUUCAGAAUUGUCCUGCUGCAUUUGCAUUGGACUCGGCAUUUUAAUAUCGCUUUUGGGGCAAGUGGAUGGUCACUUAUUGAAGCGCGGUGCCUCAUUGAUGAAUGAAGAUGCCACCGUACGCACUGAAAUUGUGGAUCGCAACAAUCGCACGAUCCUGGCCAGGUUCAACUUGACCGUGGCGCAAAUGAACAGCAUCAUGCAGAGCCAAAAUCCGAAUAACGAAGAUCGCGCCGAUCAAGACGACACGCAGCGCUUUCACGUAAUCAAAGAGUUUCGCAUAAAUGACAUAAAGAACCGCCUACAAUCAGCCUUCCAAGCAAGUAAUUCCGAUGAGAAUCAAGGCCAUCCCCUGCACGAAAUGGCAGCAUAUCCCAUAUGUAAUUCAGAGUCAACCGAAAGCUCUUGGCUGCAUGACAACAAUGUCACAAUUCGCUUUUCGGAUAGUCUCUUCGAGCCGAAACGUGAAAAUUUAAAUCUGGAUAGCGCCAUUCUUCGUCUAUAUAAAGUGAAUCCAAAUGGUACAGACGAGCCCAAUGAGCCAACUGACGACGGCGAUAAAAGCGUCAAAAGCUGUGGAGACCCCUUGACACUAACACCACAAAUACGAGUCACCGUUUCUAUCGUACAGCAACUGCGUCGAAACAAACGAGAACGUAAGAAGCAUAUUUGCAAUACAACAAUGAUGAACAUUUCGAAAACUGGCUGGGUUGAAAUUGAUAUUAAGCGUGCCAUCUACAUUUGGGAAAGCGUUGAACGUCAGCAGCAGCAAUCCCGACAGCAACCGAUUCAAAUUGGGUGGUUAAUGAUCGAAGUGCAUGACGAGGAGGAGAAUCCUCUCAAGCCGGGCCUCUUUUUUAAUCCACCUAAAUGUGAUCAGGCAGAAUUUGCAAUCCCGUGGAAUUACUACGGACCGCACACGUCUUUGUCUCCUUUUGCAGCGCACGAAGUGCCAAGAUAUCCAAGAUUAGAUGUUAAACUGGUAGGCUAUGCUUCAUUCGCGCCAAAAAAUAUCAGAAAGGAAGUCCAUGACAAGCUACGUGGAAACUUGCGACGACAAUUAUUUAAUCACUCUAAGUCAUCUGCCGAAGAUAUACUCACAAGUGAUCCGCCUACUCUAACUACAGUUGCAACCCCGACGAUUGAAAAUUUACUUGAACUAUCAGCCACAAUUCAAACGGAACCGCAACACAGCGCCAAGAAACGCCAAUCCGAACACAAUAUUGAACAUCAGUACUUCCGUCGUACUCACCACAGUCAUAACCAUCGCAAUCAUAAACGUAACCUACAUGAAAACAUCAACGAGCAAGGAAAGCAUUCAACCAAUGCCAAGCAAAUGAUUUAUCGUGAAUCCGUGCAGCCACACAAUGUCCGCCAACGUCUACGACUUCCAAAUCGUCACAAUAGUCACCGCCGAAACCAUCAACCGCAUCAACAACAUCCCACAAGUCCCUCCACCUACUCGUCUACUCACUGAUUUAACCAGCGAACAUUUUUAGCGAUUAACUCAAUUUCUCGAAGCGGUCGAAACGUAGCACAAAAACCCAUAGCAACCCACAGCAACACGCAGAACCUUUUGAGGUAGAGUCCCUGCCUCAACUGUCCAACAGGCCGGUCAACUUAAUUAGCUCUUAAUAUUUGCACACAUACACACACACAUAUGUAUGUGCACUUAUGUAUAAGUAAGAAUAUUGCAUUGACAACUCGGAAGUUGACAGCUUCCUUUGACGCACGUAGAUAUAAGUACACACACACAUACAUGCAUACACACGUACAUAACUAACCGCAUUCAUAAUCACUUACGCAUACCGCCAGCAACCCUUUCUCCAAUACACAUAAACACCCACACACACCCAAACAUACAUACAUUUAUGCAUACUUAGAGAUAUGAAGUAUGGCUUGUUUUACAUGUUAAUAUAACUUUUUAUAUUAGAGACUGUGAUUUAUGUACAUUUGCUUUUUAUUUUUUUACGCUAUUUAAAGCCAUAAGUUGUUUCAUUUUAACUUUCUAUGUUAUGAUACCUUGAAAUAUGAUUUUAUUGCGGAUAAGCCUAAGUCUUACUAGUUAAAAACGAUAUUAUUAAGGUCUUGUAGACUUACAUACACAUUUAAGCAUACAUACACACAUACUAUAUAAAAAGGUAUUUGCAAUUAAAACAAAAAAAAUUCCGUGUCGGAUUUUCAUCACGCAUUUGCUUGACGCAAAGUGAUGAUAUCGAAACUCAGCUAAACGGGUUAAGAAAAUUUUUAAACGGUCACUUUUAAAUACACAAACGAACAAAAAAAUUGUACGUCUUCAUCAAAUAUUAAAUUAAUUAUAAUUGCAGCUAGUAUUAAUUAAUUAUAUGAAAUAUAGAAGAUAACUAAGUGGAAAAAUUUUCAUGUAAUUUAAACGAAUGACUUAACUGGCUUCAUAUGACAACCGGGUAUAAAAUGAGAGAAAACUAUUACGAAUAAAAAAAUUUAA